AUGCAAGAGAUGUUUUCAAUGUAUAUUGAAAAUCAGAGUCAACUCGCGUUCAUCGAGUUGUAUGUUGAGUUCGAGCAAUCUGAGGCCGACCGGAAUAUUCUACGGAAAGAUUACAAUAGCGACAGCGAAGAAGAGUUCGAAAGAAACUACGAAGUUGUUGGUCCAGAUGGAGAUGACGAUCAAGGUGACGGACCUAUGGCUUCGGAUGUGUCAGAUGUGGCAAAUGCGUUGGCAAACGAAGUGCCGUUUGAGGAGCCAUCAUUUAUGCGAGUUUUGAAUUUGGAAGCCAUGCAUGUUCCGAAGUUUCCGGAUUAUAACAGUGCAGAAAUUCCGUUUGUCGCAGAUGGUAAAUUUGCUGUUGGGAUGGAAUUCAGUUCAAGGGAAGCUGUUAUUCAGGCGAUAAAAGAGUAUACCAUACGAAGAAGCGUAGACUACCAGGUAUAUGAAUCUGAGCCGUUGACAUUUUAUGCCAAGUGUACACAGUAUGGGUCAGGGUGUGAUUGGCUUAUCCGGGUUAGCAUGAUCAGCCGGAAGUACUGUUGGGUUAUAAGGAGGUAUAAUGGCAGUCACACAUGCACCAGAGCAACAAUUUCUCAGGAUCAUUCGAAGUUGGAAUCAAAUACAAUUGCAGAAGCAAUAAAGCCAUUGGUUGAGGCUGACCCCUCCUUAAAGGUAAAAUCGGUUAUAGCAGAGGUGCAAUCGAAGUUCAACUACACCGUUAGUUAUCGGAAAGCAUGGUUGGCUAAGCAAAAGGCAGUGGAAAAAAUAUUUGGAGGCUGGGAAGCAUCGUACGAAGCCUUGCCUAUAUGGUUUGGGGCCAUGUGUCAUAAGGAGCCAUCAGCUGUUGUUCAUUUUGAGACUAUGCCUGCAUAUCAAGGUGAUGACUUGGUGGCUGACAUUCGGGUAUUGCAUCGAGUCUUUUGGAGUUAUUACCCCUGCAUUAGAGCAUUCAGACAUUGUAAGCCAGUUGUCCAGGUGGAUGGGACACACUUGUAUGGAAAGUACAAGGGUUGUCUACUAGUGGCAGUUUCACAAGAUGGCAACAACAAUAUCAUCCCAAUUGCAUUUGCUAUUGUGGAGGGAGAGACUUCUGAUGCAUGGUACUUUUUCCUUAGUAACCUUCGUCAGCAUGUUGUAACUCGGGAUGGUGUGGGACUGAUAUCCGACCGCCAUGAAUCCAUAAAUGCCGCUGUGGAAUGGAGUAAUGGUGCUUGGUCACCUCCAAGAGCUUUCCAUAUGUUUUGCAUCAGACAUAUAGAAUCGAAUUUUCUGAGGAAAUUCAAGGCCCUGUACUUGCAGAAACUGGUCGUCAAUUUAGGAUACUCGAGGACGGUGCGGGAGUAUGAAGUUCGCUACCAACGUUUACGAGAACGGGGCGAGGCCUACACGAACUGGUUAAAUCGAAUCCCCCGCGAACAGUACACGUUGGCUUUUGAUGGUGGGUAUCGAUGGGGGCAUAUGACGACAAAUCUAGUGGAAUGCAUCAACUCAGUAUUGAAGGGUGCUCGCAAUCUACCCGUCACUGCCCUUGUGAAGGCAACAUUUUACAGGCUUAACGAGUUGUUCACACGAAAAAGGGCGGAGGCGGAAGCCCGGAUUAAUGCUGGGCAUGUGUUUUCUGAAGUUGUCACCUCGAAGUUGCAUGCAAACCAACUUGCAUCAGGAAACAUACAGGUUAGUUGCUUUGACCGGCUGAAUGAGGUAUUUGAGGUACGUGAGAUGCCUAGUGGACUGGAGUUUGCAGUCGACCUACGAGGCCUUCGAUGUGACUGUGGUGAGUUCCAGAUGGACCAAGUUCGACAUGUGUACCAAGCAAGGUUUAGGCCACUAGGUAACCCGACUACAUGGCCUGGCUACAAUGGACCUCGGUUCAUACCAAAUCCAUUCCUGAGACGAGUGACAAAAGGCCGAGCCAGAAUGACGCGCUUCUUGAAUGAGAUGGACAAGCGUAUGUUACGUCGGCUUAGGCGAUGUACGCUUUGUGGAGCUGAGGGACACAGCCGUAGCAGAUGCCGUCGGUCCGGUGGUGCAAAUGCCGGCGGAAAUACUCAGUAG
Messenger RNA from Arachis duranensis, 2055 nucleotides. RefSeq lists its product as uncharacterized. The transcript has 4 exons. The record is from RefSeq and is a predicted model, not a curated record. The coding region runs from base 1 to 2055 and encodes 684 amino acids. NCBI's taxonomy places the organism in Eukaryota, Viridiplantae, Streptophyta, Magnoliopsida, Fabales, Fabaceae.